Hyla sarda is the source of this 7987-nucleotide messenger RNA. RefSeq names its product transient receptor potential cation channel subfamily M member 7 (gene TRPM7). The transcript is spliced from 39 exons. The coding region runs from base 234 to 5867 and encodes 1877 amino acids. Gene Ontology annotation, molecular function: ATP binding; protein serine/threonine kinase activity; calcium channel activity. Gene Ontology annotation, biological process: calcium ion transport; monoatomic cation homeostasis; protein tetramerization. Lineage: Eukaryota; Metazoa; Chordata; Amphibia; Anura; Hylidae. Gene Ontology annotation, cellular component: membrane. The record is from RefSeq and is a predicted model, not a curated record.
GCCUGACGUCACGCGGACACGUGACUGACAGCCGAGAGCUCGCCGUCCUCCUCCUCAGUCAGUCCGGAGUGGUAGCUCCAUUAUGAAAGACUCAUCCUCCGCUGGGUCCGGAGCUGAGACGGCUGCUGGGCGCGCUCUUCGAUCGGCCAAGGGAUCCUUCCCCACACGAGACAUCUCCGAUAGAUGGCUGAACGUCCCGGAGGAGGCCUGCCUGACACUUCACGGUGAAGAGAAUGUCCCAGAAAUCUUGGAUCGAAAGCACUUUCACCAAGAGGGAAUGUAUCUAUAUAAUUCCAAGUUCGAAGGACCCACACAGAUGCCUUCCAGGAUGCCAGAUUUGCCAGCAGCUUGUAAGAUGCUGCUGUGGCCGCCUGGUCAGACAACAUGCCUGUUUCACCGCCAGCAUCGCUAUGAAGUACUCCGAUUUGAAACUAGGUGAAAAUUUUACAGAAGAUUUGGAAGAAUGGUCCGUGGAAAAACACACAGAAGAGAGCCCAACAGAUGCAUAUGGUGUUAUCAAUUUUCAAGGUGGAUCACAUUCCUACAGAGCAAAGUAUGUCAGGUUGUCCUACAACACAACACCAGAAACCAUUCUGCAGUUGAUGCUAAAGGAAUGGCAAAUGGAAUUGCCAAAGCUUGUUAUUUCUGUACAUGGAGGAAUGCAGAAAUUUGAGCUUCAUCCACGAAUCAAGCAAUUGAUCGGAAAAGGCCUCAUCAAAGCUGCUGUAACCACCGGAGCCUGGAUUGUCACUGGAGGAGUCAAUGCUGGUGUAGCAAAACAUGUUGGUGAUGCUCUUAAAGAGCAUGCUUCAAGAUCAUCCCGCAAGAUUUGCACUAUUGGAAUAGCACCAUGGGGAGUCAUUGAAAACCGCAACGAUCUAGUUGGAAGAGAUGUCAUUGCUCCAUAUCAAACAUUGCUCAACCCCCUUAGUAAACUCAAUGUACUCAACAAUAUGCAUUCCCAUUUUAUCUUGGUGGAUGAUGGUACUGUUGGAAAGCAAGGUGCAGAAGUGAGCUUACGGAGAGAGCUGGAAAAAACCAUAAAUUUACAACGAAUUCACGCACGUAUUGGUCAAGGUGUUCCUGUAGUAGCCCUGAUAUUUGAAGGUGGCCCAAAUGUAAUCCUCACAGUUUUGGAAUAUCUGCAGGAAAACCCUCCUGUACCUGUUGUCGUUUGUGAGGGAACGGGCAGAGCUGCCGACAUAUUGGCUUUUGUGCACAAGCAAACGGAGGAAGGAGGGAAUCUUCCUGAAGGGGCCGAGCCUGAAAUCAUUUCAACUAUUAAAAAGACAUUCAACUUUAGCCAAUCUGAGGCCGUCCAUCUCUUUCAGAUUGUUAUGGAAUGCAUGAAAAGCAAGGAACUUAUCACUGUGUUUCACCUGGGCUCCGAUGAACAUCAGGACAUUGAUGUUGCAAUACUUACUGCUCUAUUAAAAGGAACAAACGCAUCUGCAUUGGACCAACUGAUUUUAACUUUGGCUUGGGACAGAGUUGACAUAGCCAAAAACCAUGUAUUCGUCUAUGGACAGCAGUGGCUGGUCGGUGCCCUGGAGCAAGCCAUGCUAGAUGCACUUGUAAUGGACAGGGUUGCCUUUGUAAAACUUCUCAUAGAGAAUGGAGUCAGCAUGCAUAAAUUUCUAACAAUUCCCCGGCUGGAAGAGCUGUAUAACACAAAACAAGGUCCUACUAACCCUACUCUGUUCCAUCUUGUCCGAGAUGUUAAGCAGGGUAAUCUUCCACCUGGCUACAAAAUUACUUUAAUUGAUGUUGGUCUUGUCAUUGAGUAUUUGAUGGGUGGUACCUAUAGAUGCACAUACACAAGGAAGCGCUUUCGUAUAAUUUACAACAAUCUUCAUGCUGGAAAUCGGCGUUCUGGCAGAAACACUUCAAGCAAUACACCUCAAAUGCGUAAACCCCAUGAAUCCUUUGGAAGCCGAGCAGAUAAAAAGGAUAAGAUGAGACACAAUCACUUCAUAAAGACUGCUCAGCCUUAUAAACCAAAGCAAGAUGCAUCAAAUGAUGAGGGGAAAAAGAAGAGGAUGAAAGAUGAGAUUGUGGACAUCGAUGAUCCUGAAAUGAAGCGUUUUCCUUACCCAUUUAAUGAGCUGCUGGUUUGGGCAGUGCUGAUGAAGAGACAGAAAAUGGCUCUCUUCUUCUGGCAUCAUGGGGAAGAGUCUAUGGCUAAAGCUUUAGUUGCCUGCAAAUUGUGCCGCUCUAUGGCUUAUGAAUCAAAGCAGAGUGAUGUUGUGGAUGACACAUCAGAAGAAUUGAAGGAACAUUCAAGUGAAUUUGGACAACUGGCGGUAGACUUGCUGGAUCAGUCAUUCAAACAAGAUGAAACCAUGGCAAUGAAGCUUCUCACGUAUGAGCUUAAAAAUUGGAGUAAUUCUACCUGCCUAAAGCUUGCUGUAUCGUCUCGACUUCGCAAUUUUGUUGCACACACCUGUACCCAAAUGCUGCUGUCUGACAUGUGGAUGGGAAGAUUAAACAUGAGGAAGAAUUCCUGGUAUAAGGUGAUUCUGAGUAUUUUGAUCCCCCCUACAAUUCUCAUGCUUGAAUUUAAAACAAAGGCGGAAAUGUCCCACAUACCACAAUCUCAGGAUGCCCAUCAGAUGGCAAUGGAUGACAGUGAAAAUAACUUUCAGAACCUACCAGAAAACAUUGCUAUGAAUGUGUUUAAGGAAGUUCAGGCAUUCGACAAUACAGAGAUGAAGACUGAAAUUGAGACUCAAACAAAAACCCGUCGGCUUCCGAUUACCCAGAAAUUCUAUGCAUUCUAUCAUGCACCAAUUGUGAAAUUUUGGUUUAACACUCUGUUUUAUUUGGCGUUUCUCAUGCUUUUCACAUUUGUGGUUCUUGUGAAGCUGGAGCCAUUGCCUUCUGCCCAAGAGUGGAUUGUCAUUGCCUAUAUUUUUACCUCAGCAAUUGAUAAGAUUCGAGAGAUUUUUAUGUCUGAAGCUGGAAAAAUAAAUCAGAAGAUAAAAGUGUGGUUCGGGGAUUAUUUUAAUAUCACUGAUACAAUCGCUAUCAUUACUUUUUUCAUUGGAUGUGGCCUGAGACUUGGAGCAUAUAAUUAUACCUCGGAAUCCCCUUUAAAUAGUGAUGGCAAUGAGGACAAUGAUGAUGGUGAUGCUCAAAAUCCUGUUUUUAUUGCUGGAAGACUGACAUAUUGUCUGAAUAUCAUUUUCUGGUAUGUCAGAUUACUGGAUAUAUUGGCUGUAAAUCAACAAGCUGGACCAUAUGUAAUGAUGAUUGGCAAAAUGGUUGCGAAUAUGUUCUACAUUGUUGUCAUUAUGGCUGUUGUUCUUUUAAGUUAUGGCGUUCCAAGACAGGCAAUUCUUUAUCCUUAUGAAGGACCAAGUUGGACACUUGCAAGGAAUAUUGUUUUCCAGCCUUAUUGGAUGAUGUUUGGUGAAGUGUAUGCUUAUGAAAUAGAUGUUUGUGCUGAAAACUCUGAGGUAAAAGAUUUAUGUGCCGUUGGAACAUGGCUGACUCCGUUUCUUCAAGCUGUCUACCUCUUUGUGCAAUAUAUUAUUAUGGUGAAUCUCCUCAUAGCUUUUUUUAACAAUGUGUACUUCCAAGUGAAGUCCAUUUCGAACAUAGUGUGGAAAUACCAGCGCUACCAUUUCAUUAUGGCUUAUCAUGAGAAGCCUUUUCUGCCACCACCUUUGAUUAUAUUCAGCCAUUUGUCUUCCCUCUUCUGCUUUGUUUGCAAACGAAGAAAGAAAGACAAGUAUUCACAUGGACCAAAACUGUUUCUAACGGAGGAAGAUCAGAAGAAGCUUCAUGAUUUUGAGGAGCUUUGUGUUGAAAUUUAUUUCAAUGAAAAGGAUGAUAAAUUUCAUUUAGGAAGUGAGGAGAGAAUUCGUGUAACAUUUGAAAGGGUUGAACACAUGUGUAUACAAAUCAAAGAAGUUGGAGAUCGAGUGAACUAUAUAAAGCGUUCGUUACACUCUUUGGAUUCGCAGAUUGGACACUUGCAGGAUCUCUCUGCCCUUACUGUGGAUACCUUGAAAACUCUUACUGCACAAAAGGCAUCUGAGGCAAGCAAGGUUCACAAUGAAAUCACCCGUGAGCUGAGCAUUUCUAAGCACUUGGGGCAGAAUCUGGUGGAUGAUGCCCCUUUACGCUCCUCCAUGAGGAAAAAGCAUAGUGUUAAUAAUUUCUUUGGCUCCUCCUUUCCGCAAGGAAGUCCCGAGGCCAACAGCAACUUUCUCUUUAACAUUUCUUUAAGAGAUGAAAGAAAUACUGUAGGAAAAAAGGUGGGAGACUUCUUUCCUCCUCAGAGAGAAAAACUUAAUAUUCCAGGUGCUGGUCCAUCUGGAAAUGCCUUAGUUUCUACAGUGGAUUGUCCUACAGAACUGCCGAAUGAUGCCCAGGGAGGCGUUUGUGUCAUGGAGAAUCAGAAUCUUGGCAUCUCCACCUAUAGCGUGCCAAGCUGUUCUUCAGCUUCAGCUACCUUUUUUGUUAGCACGCCAACCCAGCCAAACCUAAAACAUCAAAUGGAAAUGUCUCUCCAGGCAAAGUCCUCAAAAGUAGACAAUGCUGAGGAAUUUGGCGCUUUUGUUGGCCACAGAGACUCACUGGUUUUACAGAAACAACUUAAACACCCUGAAGAACAUACUGAAGGAGAAAUAAGCUCUGCAGACUUGAUGGGGUCUUAUCCUCCUUCCAGCCUGAAGCAAGUGAAAUCCUGUGCUGGAUUUACAGAACUCAGUAAAAUCUCCCAGACUUUGCGGCUAGAUCAAUUGCGUGGCAGUAGCAGACGAGCCUCUCUAACCGAGGAGACAAAUGUGGAGGACUCCAAAGAAACCUUUCUAGCGGAUUGGUUGCAGUCUCAUUCCUCGUCUGCAAGCAAACCAAAGCCUACAGCAGAGGAGGACGCCUUGAAUGGUAUUGGUUCACCGUUCAAACCAAUAGUGGACAUCAAUUAUUGCUAUUCAGCUGUUGAAAGGAACAACCUGAUGCGUUUGGCCCAGACUAUUCCCUUCACCCCGGUUCCUCUAAAAGGAGAGCUGGUCACAGUGUAUCGAUUGGAAGAGAGUUCUCCCAGCAUCCUAAAUAACAGCAUGUCCUCCUGGUCACAGAGGGGUCUGUGUGCCAAGAUAGAGUUCCUGAGUAAGGAAGAGAUGGGUGGAGGGUUGAGAAGAGCUGUAAAAGUGGCGUGCACUUGGUCUGAGAAUGACAUUCUGAAGGCUGGACACCUCUACAUCAUCAAGUCCUUCCUUCCCGAGGUGGUGAAUACCUGGGCAGUGGUGUACAAAGAAGACACUGUUCUUCAUCUCUGCCUUAAAGAAAUACAACAGCAGAGGGCAGCACAGAAAAUGACAUUUGCUUUUAAUGCAAUGAAACCCAAAUCCAUUCCGUACUCUCCAAGAUUUUUAGAAGUGUUCUUGUUGUAUUGCCAUUCGGCUGGCCAGUGGUUUGCAAUUGAGGAGUGUAUGAAUGGAGAGUUCCGAAAAUACAAUAACAAUAAUGGAGAUGAGCGUGUCCCAACGAAUAUGUUAGAGGAAACCAUGUUGGCGUUUAGCCACUGGACCUUUGAAUACACAAGAGGAGAGCUUUUGGUUCUAGAUUUACAAGGAGUUGGAGAAAACCUUACCGACCCAUCAGUUAUAAAAUCUGGAGAAAAAAGGUCGUCAGACAUGAUAUUUGGACCAGCAAAUCUCGGAGAUGAUGCUAUUAAGAAUUUCCGUGCUAAGCACCACUGCAAUUCAAUCUGCAGAAAGCUUAAGCUUCCAGACUUGAAGAGGAAUGACUACACUCCUGACAAAGUGAUAUUUCCUCAGGAUGAACCUCCAGAAUCAUCAACAGAUCCUGAUGAUUCUACCAAAGAGUCCAAAAAUUCUAUCCGUUUAAUGCUAUAACUGAAAACCCACAUGUGGUUGACAUUUCUCAAACCCUCACAAUGAGUUGGGUAUUGCACAUGUGUGCAUGCUGCUAGGAGUCUUGAUUCUUUUGUUUUAUUUAAUUUUUUUAACUUCUAAAGUGGAGACCUUACAUAAACGGUCCUACCGUGGGCCUAAGCCAGAGUUAGUAAAUCCAGGUUUUGGGUAAACUACAAUUUCAGAAUGCCUUGUUUAAUAGCUGGGGAAGUUCAUGAUGCUUCCUCUGAGGUUUCCACCUGCCCGUGAAUACAUCAGAGGGUAAUGUGUUGAUAGCAAACAUGAAAUGGUGACUUGAGUUUCAUUUGUGUAUAGUUGCUAUAUUUUAUAUAUUUCAAUUUUACCAGUUUGGUAAAGCCAUGAUCAGCAGAUAAUUCUUGUAUUUUAGAACAUAUAGGGAAAAUGUCCCUUGAAGUUGCCUUGUAAAGAUAAGUGCUUUUCUAGUAUACCUUGUCUGCUUCAGAAGUUAUCUUCCAAAGACCUCAAACUGUAAAACCUGUAUAUCAACCGAGAAUGUACAAAAUCUCUUAAUUUUUCAAUGUAUUUAUAUGUCUGUACAAAGAUCUUUUAUUGUUAUGUAGUACAUGUUUUAAUGAAUUACUGAAGUGGUUGUAAAUAAUGAAACAAUGCAAUGCAACAUGGCCAAUGAAUUGUAAUCUAAAUAUUCCAUGUUUUGAGAGAAUGUAUGUGAAAGCUUUUUCUUUUUUCAUUUUCUUUUUUUUUUUAAAGGUACUAUAUGCAGGUUUUAACUAAAGAACGAAUAAUAAAGUUCUAUACAUUUUUACUCUGUAGUGUAUCUUAUAGAUACAAUACUUAUAAAGGCACGAACAAAUUAGCUGUUAAAAUUGUUUUAUGUUGCUGGGGAAAAUGAAAUAUACUGUAUACAUUUUAUAUAUCAUUUAAAUCUUUUAAAAAUCUAAAAUAAAUUUAUUCUUCACACAAUUUGUUUUUUGUUGUAACCUUCCUUAAUCAUAAAGUCUUUAAUAUUUAAUACAUUAUGAAUUUAAAUACUUGGGGCUUUGGGGACAAUAACUGGACGUCACCUUUACGUAUGAGAAAGAGGAUGUGUGUGCUCUGUUACGAUGAUGUUUAGAUGAUGUGGUUAAUAUUAGCCAUAUUUUAGCGAGAUUAGCCUUGUCUCACCAUUUAUCAUUUGUGACUCAGAUGUUUACUGACUUCCUUCCGGAUCACAGACAAACCAGUCAAUAUCUGAUUGCUACAAUGCAAAAUGGCUUAAACAAAAUUGGCUCUUCUUAGAUAAGCAAAACGUUUCUAGCAGGGUGGUUACAUUUAAUUUUACAUAGAUAAGUCAUAGCAUUCAAAACCACUUGUCUCAUUCAGUGUAGGUCCCCCUUAUGCUAAUAAGUGUCCUGUGCCAUCUCACACUGAUAUUAGUAGCAGAUCUUUUAAAGGAGAUCACCAGGAUAGAAAAAUGUAUCCCCUCUCUGUGAUUGACAGCAGGCGUCGCCUCUCGGCUCAAUCUGCUUAGGAUCAGUUUUAUAGGUGCUCCAUUGCUACAGGCUGCAAUGGCUUUCUGCAGCACCGGAGCAUCGAUCAGAUGGUCCUGAGCAACAAACAGCAAAGGUAGCCAGUGGUAGCGAUGAAUACUUUAUUCGGAUCCCAUAAAAACCAGAGAACAGCCAACAAACAACUCAGAGUAAGCGUGGACGCGUUUCGGGUAACAGACGGGCCUGAGGCAGGCAGUAUUUUACCGCGGGUGUACCAAAUGGCUCCACUGAGCAGCCAGGAUCUGAUUUUCUACAUUUUAAGAUUUACGUGCUGCUAUCAACUUUGAUAGUGAUGUCUAAAUUGUUAUUGCUGGACAUUAUCCUGAUCGGUGAUGUCUGGCAUUAUCUAUGGGUCCCGGUUGCUGAUCUGGGACCAUCCUGCUAUGAUGCACGCAUUUAACUCCUGAGUGGACGCAACUAAACUAAAAAAAGAUUGUGUAAUCUCAUUUUUUUUCCAUACCAAAAAUACUUGUUUUUUAAUUGGUUUGUUUCUUAAUUUCAAUAUAUUUUAUGGUACAUUAACAUGUACCAUUAAAAAAUUAUAACUUAAGCUGCAAAUAAACAAGUUCUCAUACAAGAGGCAGGAUGGAAACA